Messenger RNA from Asterias rubens (European starfish), 1473 nucleotides. RefSeq lists its product as uncharacterized. Bases 1 to 1473 code for a protein of 490 amino acids. The record is from RefSeq and is a predicted model, not a curated record. Lineage: Eukaryota; Metazoa; Echinodermata; Asteroidea; Forcipulatida; Asteriidae. The transcript is spliced from 6 exons.
AUGCGUCAUCAACAACAAGACGUCGUGGCGGACAACAUCAUUGCUGAAAACCUCCCCUUUUCAUUCCCUGACGACGUCAAUGGAGGAGUUACCAUCAAGCCAGCCCCCUGCGUAGCUGUGAAGUCCCUUGUCGCUAAAGUAAGACAGCAACUAGAUGCCUACCAGAAGAACAACGAGCUAACUUGGCACGAGGGCAAUAUCCCACAGACCGAGGUUUGGGUCAAGAUCGGAGGCAACAAGGGAGGCGGGACGUUCAAACAGAUGUUCCAGAUGGCCAACGUUGGACGUCCCAAUGCCCUUAGAGACACCGUAGUUGCUUGUGCUUUCGCAGCAGGUGAUACCAGCAACAACCUCAAGAUUGGUCUCCUGCGCUUCUGUCAACAAGUUGCUGAGCUGCAGUCCUGCACUUGGAAGAGUCACAACAUCAGACUCUUCAUGUUCGGGGACUAUGAGUAUCUCUGCCGAGUGUAUGGGAUCACCGGGGCUUCAGGGCGACACUGCUGUCUUUAUUGUGACAUCACAAAAGAGGACAUGCGCCAGCCCCGGGAGGAACGGACACCAUCCAGGCAGAGGACUCUACAGACCCUGGACGACGACCUCCGCAGAUUCAACGAUGACGGCAGUAAUCUCUCCAAGGCCAAACUCUUCCACAACGUGAUCAGAGAGCCAAUGUUUAGGAUCCCGCUGACACAGGUUUGCCCCCCCCCCGGACUUCACAUCAGUCUGGGGUUAUACCUCAAGCAUUUUAAUAGCUUUGAAGGGGCAUGUCAUGACCUUGACAUGCAAGUGGCGGCUUUGUUAGCGUUGCAAGAUGAACAUCGCACCGAGGAAGACAAUCCAGCACUUGGCUCCUGCUUCAAGAGUGUCGUCUCCGUGUUGAAGAGGGCCCGGCAACUAGAUCUGCAGGCAGAGGCCUUGGAGGAGGAAUUCCGUCAGAAAGAAGAAGACCUUGCGGACACCAUCAUGUCAUCUGUUGAGGGAAGUGCAGAUCUUCAAGCUUACAUCGCUGAAACGACUGCACUGCGAAAGCUACAACAACAUCUGUUGGCGGAGGCAAAGGCUCUUCGAGAAAAGGCAGCGCUCAAGCCGGGUCAAGGUCCUCCCGCUGGGCAACUUGACAUCGUUCUCCAGGAUUUCCGGGUGCAGCGACAAGCCUACCAUGGGAAGACAAGAACAGUCGCUGCAAAGUAUGCCAAACUCUUCCAGCUGUUUGCCACUUGUCACCGGACGUAUAACACUUCAUCGGUCCUGGAUGGCCCAGCCGUAGAUGCAUUAAGCCAGGACAUUAAGAACUACCUGGCUUACUUUCGAGCCACUUUUCCAUCUGAGAGUGUGCCGCCGAAGAUGCAUCUACUAGAGGACCAUGUCAUCUCCUGGCUGCGGCAGUGGCACUUUGGUCUUGGCUUCUACGGCGAGCAAGGAGGGGAGUCGGUCCACGCCCAUCUCAACACCCUCCGGCGUGAUGUCCGCUGA